AAACACAGUGUUCUUAUACAGUACGGACUAAAUCGGCAAACCAGCUGCAGGUGAGGGUGAGAGAAGAUCAAGACCAUUGAUAGGUGUUUCAAGACAAAGAUGUGACAUGUCAGAGGGAGAUGGACAGCUGUGUGGCUCUCAUUCUUCUGUCCUCCACAAUCACACUCACCACAGCUGACAGUGUGAGGUUAGUGGAUGGGGGCAGUCGCUGUGCUGGGAGAGUGGAGGUUCUUCAUAGAGGACAGUGGGGAACAGUGUGUGAUGAUGACUGGGAUAUGAGAGACGCUGCAGUGGUGUGUAGAGAGCUGCGCUGUGGAGAGGCUGUAAAUGCGCUGGGUAGAGUUCACUUUGGACCAGGAUCAGGACCAAUCUGGAUGGAUGAAGUGGGCUGUAGUGGAUCAGAGUCUGCAUUGGAGCACUGUAGUUCAAGAGGAUGGGGGGUGUCUGACUGUUCUCAUGGUAAAGAUGCUGGAGUCAUCUGCUCAGACCGGUUUGGGGAGGGGAUUGGCCAGAUCUGGGCUGAUGUGUUUGAUUGUGAGGGGAAUGAAAAACACCUGUCAAAAUGUCCCAUUUCAUCAUGGAGUCAAACUGCAUGCUCUCAUAAACAGGAUGCUGGAGUCAUCUGCAGUGUUUCCUCUCUGGCGUUUCAUGAGGGGCGAGUGCGGUUGUCUGGAGGGAUGGAGUGUGAGGGGGAGGUGGAGGUGUACUUCAGGCAGGACUGGAGGAGAGUUCUGCUGGACUCCUGGGGUGAGUCCGAGGCCUCUGUGGUCUGCAGACAGCUGGGCUGUGGCUCUGUGUUCAGCUUCUCCAGCUCCUCUACAUCCAGUCCUGAACACAGACACAUGUGUGUGACGGGUUUCAAUUGUACUGGGAGUGAAGCUCAUCUGGAGAACUGCAGCAGCGCAGAGGCAGUCAACUGCAGCUCCAAAGAGCAGCUCUCAAUCACCUGCUCUGGUAAGUUUAAUUUAGCUCAUAGCUCCAUCAGGCUUGUUGGUUCUGGGGGAGACUGUGCAGGAAGGCUGGAGGUUUUCCACAGCGGCUCAUGGGGGACAGUGUGUGAUGACUUGUGGGAUAUUAAGGAUGCGCAGGUGGUCUGCAGACAGCUGCAGUGUGGAGUGGCCCUCAGUGCUCCAGUACCAGCCCAGUUUGGACCUGGAACUGGACCCAUCUGGCUGAAUGAGGUGGAGUGUGAGGGGAACGAGACGUCCCUGUGGAACUGCAGGUUUCAGCUGUGUGGAGAGGAUGAAUGUGGACACAAGGAAGAUGUAGGAGUCGUGUGUUCAGAGUUUAAAGAGAUCAGACUCACUGAGGGCUGUGAGGGGAAUCUGGAAGUGUUCUACAAUGGAACCUGGGGUAAUGUGUGUGUAAAUGGAAUGACUGAAGAAACAGUGAGUUUAAUCUGUCAAGAGCUGAACUGUGGAAGAUCUGGCAGUGAGAGACCUACCAGAGCAAGAGUGGAAUCAGCUCCUAACUGGCUGGAUAAUCUGAAAUGUAGGAAACAUGACUCCACUCUAUGGCAUUGUCCAUCUUCACCCUGGAGACAGAAUAGUUGUGAUUAUCGCAAUGAAGUGGCUCACAUUACCUGCUCAGAAGGUGAAAAUGAACGUGUAUUACGAAGACAUCUAAAACGCUCCUCAACUCCCCAUCACAGACAGUGCUCAAAUCACCUGCCUCUCAGGCUGAGAGGAGGAAAUGAAAGCUGCUCUGGGAGGCUGGAGGUGUAUCAUAAUAAAAUAUGGGGCUCCGUCUGUGAUGAUCUGUGGGACAUAAGGGAUGCUCAGGUGGUCUGCAGGCAGCUGGGCUGUGGGCCGGCGCUGAGUGCUGAUGGGAGUGCUGUCUUUGGUGCUGGUGAAGGACCUAUCUGGCUGAACAGAGUGAAGUGUAGAGGGAAUGAGAUUCACCUGUGGGACUGUCCUCAUUCCCUGAAGAACCACACUGACUGCUCCCACAGACAGGACGCUGGAGUCACUUGUGCAGAUCAGAGGAGUCUGCUGGAUUUUGGGGUUUUUGACUCCAUUUAAAAUAAUUUUAUCACAGUGUUAAUUAACUGCAAAAGCUGCUGUCAUCGAUUUUGAAUUGCUAGUUUUGCUGAAUAUAUAAAAAAAUCUUUCAGGAGAAGAGAACUUUAAUAACUUUUAAUGUAAGUGAAUGUAAUAAGAUUUUUUUCUGAGUCAUCUUGAUUAUGCAAAAAAU
This is a messenger RNA of Colossoma macropomum (tambaqui), 2193 nucleotides long. RefSeq names its product antigen WC1.1-like. Bases 120 to 2021 code for a protein of 633 amino acids. NCBI's taxonomy places the organism in Eukaryota, Metazoa, Chordata, Actinopteri, Characiformes, Serrasalmidae. Gene Ontology annotation, cellular component: membrane. The record is from RefSeq and is a predicted model, not a curated record. The transcript is spliced from 9 exons.